AUGGCCAAGAUGGCGUACAGUCGUCAGCUGUUGUGGCAGAAGCAUCAAAUAUUACUCGAAGAGAAGUUACAACGCAAGAGACGUCGUGGUAUGUUAGUCUCACGUAAGGCAUCUGCAUCCGUUCCAACGCUCGCAUCGAUUAAUUUUAAUAGUAACGACAAUAAUUCCAACAAUAAGCAGGUUAGUCACGCCAUUAUUGAUAGUUUGGUAAUUAAUAUUGUUUAG
Messenger RNA from Anisakis simplex (herring worm), 225 nucleotides. Lineage: Eukaryota; Metazoa; Nematoda; Chromadorea; Rhabditida; Anisakidae. The record is from the annotation of a GenBank genome assembly.